Morone saxatilis (striped sea-bass) is the source of this 3450-nucleotide messenger RNA. RefSeq names its product ATP-dependent RNA helicase DHX8-like. Gene Ontology annotation, cellular component: catalytic step 2 spliceosome; intracellular anatomical structure. Lineage: Eukaryota; Metazoa; Chordata; Actinopteri; Moronidae. Gene Ontology annotation, molecular function: ATP binding; RNA helicase activity; RNA binding. The record is from RefSeq and is a predicted model, not a curated record. Bases 25 to 3450 code for a protein of 1141 amino acids. Gene Ontology annotation, biological process: spliceosomal complex disassembly; mRNA splicing, via spliceosome. The transcript is spliced from 24 exons.
CUCAGGUCUAAACAAACAGGAGAAAUGGCUGCUUUAGACGAAAUUAAACGUCUCGAAUAUUUAUCUUUGGUGUCUAAGGUGUGCACGGAGCUGGAGAAUCAUCUGGGAAUAAGCGAGAAAGAUCUGGCUGAAUUUAUCAUCAGUCUGGCCGAAAAACACCCAACAUUUGAGGACUUCAAAGCAGUCCUGUGUGAAAAUGGAGCAGACUUUACAGAUACCCUUAUUGGUAAUUUACUCAGACUUAUUCAAACAAUGCGACCCCUACCAUCUACGAGUAAAGAGGUCAAACCAAAGAGUGAGAAGGACAAGCUGAAAGAGAAAUACCCUGCUUUAUGUAAACCAGAUGCUCCUGUGUGGACGAUUCCACCACGACACGCAGAUAAAGAUGACGAGCAGGUUGCUGCAGCAGCCAUGAAGGAGCUGGAGAUGCUUAUGCCAAACUUCUGUGGAACGAGCUCUGAUAACGGGUCAGACAGAAAUUUGCACAGCGACAGAGGUCGAGACGCAGACAGAGAAAGCGCACGUAAGCGAAGUCGUUCUCGCUCCAGAUCAAAAGAUCGUGACACAGAAGCAAACCCCAAGCGCAGAAGGAAACGGGUGUCCCGCUGGAGUGACCAUCCACCGAGCCCUCACAGAGAUGAUGACAACAACAACAACAACAACAUCAACAACAAGGACGACGGGGACUCUGAACGCUGGCGCGAUAGACUUGUGGAUCGGCCUCCACCAGACGAGCCUGUUGUGGGCGACAUCUACAACGGCAAAAUCAGCAGUAUUAUGCAGUUUGGCUGUUUUGUGCAGCUGGAGGGCCUCAGAAAACGCUGGGAGGGCCUGGUGCACAUCUCAGAGUUGCGGAAAGAAGGACGUAUAGCCAAUGUAGCUGACGUGGUCACCAAAGGCCAAAAAGUUAAAGUCAAAGUGCUGUCAUUCACUGGAACCAAAGCCAGCCUUAGCAUGAAGGAUGUUGACCAGGAGACCGGUGAGGACCUGAACCCCAACCGGAGACGAAACCUGGACACUGGAGUUGGAGAAGAAGCCAUGAGGAACCCUGACCGCCCCAUUGAAGCAAACAUGUUGGAAAUGGAGGAAAACCCAACAGAACGCAAGCGGCUCGCCAAAAUCACUGACCUUGAAAAAUGGGAGAUUAAACAGAUGAUUGCAGCCAACGUGCUUCCUAAAGAAGAGUUCCCAGAAUUUGACGAGGAGACGGGAAUCCUUCCCAAAGUAGAUGAUGACGAAGAUGACGAAGUGGAGAUUGAUCUGGUCGAAGACGAACCCCCAUUCCUGAUGGGACAGACUAAAUAUAGCACCAACAUGAGUCCAGUCAAGAUAGUAAAGAAUCCAGAUGGCUCCCUUUCCCAGGCAGCCAUGAUGCAGACUGCUCUUGCUAAGGAGAGGAGAGAGCUGAAGCAGGCGGCUCGCGCAGCAGAGAUGGACUCCAUCCCUACCGGUCUCCACAAGAACUGGAUAGACCCAAUGCCGGAUUAUGAAGGGAGGCAGAUCGCAGCCAACAUGAGGGGCAUCGGCGCUAUGCCUGUCGAUCUUCCAGCGUGGAAAAGAUAUGCCUUCGGAGGGAACCAGGUGUCGUAUGGCAAGAAGACAGAACUCUCCAUCCUGCAGCAGAGAGAGAGUCUGCCUAUUUUCAAGCUUAAAGAACAGCUCGUUCAGGCUGUCCACGAUAAUCAGAUCUUGAUUGUAGUUGGAGAAACUGGGUCCGGUAAGACCACGCAGAUCACUCAAUACCUGGCAGAGGCAGGCUACACCUCCAGGGGGAAGAUUGGUUGCACGCAGCCCCGUCGUGUAGCUGCCAUGUCAGUGGCCAAAAGAGUCUCUGAGGAGUAUGGUUGCCGUCUCGGCCAAGAGGUGGGCUACACCAUUCGUUUUGAGGACUGCACCAGUACAGAGACAGUAAUCAAGUACAUGACCCAUGGUAUGCUGCAAAGGGAGUGUCUGCUGGAUUCAGACAUGAGCCAGUAUUCCCUCAUUAUGCUGGAUGAGGCCCAUGAGAGGACAAUCCACACCGAUGUGCUCUUUGGUCUUCUUAAGAAGACGAUACAGAAACGCAAAGACAUGAAGCUGAUUGUGUCCUCUGCUACGCUGGAUGCUGUCAAAUUCUCCCAGUAUUUCUUUGAAGCUCCCAUCUUCACCAUCCCAGGAAGAACCUUCCCAGUGGAGGUUCUCUACGCCAAAGAACCUGAAACAGACUAUCUAGAUGCCGGUCUCAUCACUGUUAUGCAGAUCCAUCUAACCGAGCCCCCAGGUGACAUCCUGGUGUUUCUCACUGGACAGGAAGAGAUCGACACCGCCUGCGAGAUCUUGUAUGAGAGAAUGAAGUCACUGGGGCCGGAUGUUCCUGAACUGAUCAUUCUGCCAGUUUAUUCUGCCCUACCCAGUGAGAUGCAGACCAGGAUCUUCGACCCUGCACCCCCAGGCAGCAGGAAGGUCAUCAUCGCCACAAACAUUGCUGAGACUUCUCUGACUAUCGAUGGAAUCUACUACGUGGUGGAUCCUGGCUUUGUCAAACAGAUUGUGUAUAAUUCCAAGACGGGUAUCGACCAGCUUGUGGUGACUCCCAUCUCACAGGCCCAGGCCAAGCAGAGGUCAGGUCGAGCCGGCAGAACAGGCCCUGGGAAGUGUUACAGGCUCUACACUGAGAGAGCCUACAGAGACGAGAUGCUGACGACAAACGUGCCUGAGAUCCAGAGAACCAACUUGGCCAGCACUGUGCUGUCUCUGAAGGCGAUGGGUAUUAAUGACCUCCUGGCGUUUGACUUCAUGGAUGCUCCUCCCAUGGAGACUCUGAUCAUAGCCAUGGAGCAGCUCUACACUCUGGGAGCUCUGGAUGAUGAGGGUUUACUCACAAGGCUGGGUAGAAGGAUGGCCGAGUUCCCCCUGGAGCCAAUGCUCUGCAAGAUGUUGAUCAUGUCCGUCCAUCUUGGCUGCAGUGAAGAGAUGCUCACCAUCGUCUCCAUGUUGUCUGUUCAGAACAUCUUUUACAGACCAAAGGACAAACAGGCCCUUGCUGACCAGAAAAAGACAAAGUUCUUCCAGCCUGAGGGAGACCACCUGACGUUGCUGGCUGUCUACAACUCCUGGAAGAACAACAAGUUCUCCAACCCCUGGUGUUUCGAGAACUUCAUCCAAGCCCGCUCCUUAAAGAGAGCCCAGGACAUACGCAAGCAGAUGCUAAGCAUCAUGGACAGACACAAGCUGGACGUGGUAUCUUGUGGAACAGCUACAAUGCGGGUCCAGAAAGCAAUUUGCAGCGGUUUCUUCAGGAACGCUGCCAGGAAGCACCCCCAUGAUGGGUACCGUACCCUGAUCGACCAGCAGGUGGUGUACCUGCACCCCUCCAGCACUCUCUUCAACCGCCAGCCCGAGUGGACAUGUUACAGCAGGUUCUCAGAGUGGAAAUCAGGAACAAAUUGCUCAUCGCUGUCAGGGACCUGA